Leptidea sinapis is the source of this 1433-nucleotide messenger RNA. RefSeq lists its product as uncharacterized. The record is from RefSeq and is a predicted model, not a curated record. The transcript has 2 exons. The coding region runs from base 267 to 1286 and encodes 339 amino acids. NCBI's taxonomy places the organism in Eukaryota, Metazoa, Arthropoda, Insecta, Lepidoptera, Pieridae.
CAUGAUGACAAAUUUUGAGAAACUGUUCUAUAAUAUUUGGAAAUAUAUAUGAAUUAUAAUAAACAUAAUAUUUCUGCGGAAAAUUUAGGUUUAGUACUUAAAAAAUAAUUUUUGAUUCAUAAAUUUAAAAUUUGCACCAAAACGCGUCAAAGUGUCAUGGCGUCGCUUGCUUACGUCACUUUAGAGUACAAGGAACAUUCGGUAUAUGUAAACAUUAUCUAAUUCAUAUUUAAUUUGGACAUUUUACUAGUUUUUACAUUAAAAACAUGACUUCGAAAGCAUAUCGGUGGUGUUCCGUCCCUCUGUGUACUAAUACGUCCAUAAAAACUCCUGAGAAGUUAUUUAUUUUCGUUCCUUUCGAUAAGAAAUUAAGAAAGAAGUGGCUUGAACUUGCAAGACGUGAUUUGGAAGGAAUAUUACCCACUACACAGCUUUAUUUUUGUGAAGAUCACUUUGACUUACCAAAUUAUAUGGCAAACUACAUGGAGUAUGUGAUGGGGUCAGUGUCGCAGAUUCGCAUGAAACCUGGGUGCGUUCCCUCAAAAUUUGAAUGCCAACCUGACAGAAGAAAACGAACUUCCGACUCAAACGAAAGGAAAUAUAGUGCGAAAAAGCAAAGAAGAGAAGUCGUUGCAGAAGCUGAGCAAGAAUUACAAAAUAAAACAACUACAACUUGUUCUGUUGCAACAGAACAGCUAGAACUUGAAGACCCAACCCCCGGAACAUCAGCCAUGCAGGAAAGUACUACAAAAGAUGCACCUAAGAUGGUAAAUAAAUCCAUUCAAGUGUAUAUAACAAAUAAGUUCAGAAGUAAAGCUGUUCAAACAGAAAUAAAAUCAGUAGAUCAGAUGACUUCACCAUCGAAACCCUUUUGUCGUUCUGCUUUUACUUCACCAUUUAAAAUCACAAGUACCAAGCCAUCCAUAUCCACCAUACAAAAAUGUUCCAAGAAAAUAGGAUUUCAGGCAGAUUCUGACAGUGAUAUUUCACACACACCAUCUGUAGCACAUAGUGAAUCACCAUCAGUGACAUCUUUAAAAAUUAAAUGGUCUUCAGACUGCAGUGAAUUAAUUGAAGACGAUAAGAAACAAGAGGCAUCAAGAAUCUUGGCAUAUACAUUGCAGAAAAUAAAAAAGAACCCACGGUCUUACAUUGGAGUUCCUAACAGUUGUUACUACCUUAUAGAUUUAAUUGAAAAAAAGUUAAAUAUUCCCACACACCAUAUAAUAAUGUGCUUCAAAAGCAGUGAACCAGGCUCUCUCCUGGUCAGAAUACAAAAAAGCUAAUACAAUAAAGUAUCUUGUGUCUUGUACUCCUAAUGGACUAAUCAAUUACAUUUCUCCAGGAUAUGGAGGAAGAAUUACUGACACAUUGUCGGUCGAAUCUUGUGAUUUUAUAAAGUGUUUGCAACCAGGUAUGUGUGUGAUGGCUGA